GUGUGCAGCACUGAGCUUGAGCAGACUCCCCGCAGGGCUCCCCAGGGUUACACACUCUGCUCUGUACAUGGCUGUCGGGAGGGAGUAAUUUGGUGGACGGCGGUGCUAACACUUUGUGGUCACAUAGCGAGUGUCUCGUGGCACCAGUACCAGAAAAAUGGAGCAAGAAUUUGAGGAUAUAGAUUCAUCCGGAAGAUGGCAAAACCUUUACAAUGAAAUCCGAAACCAAGCCAGUGAAUAUCCCUACAAAGUGGCAAAACUUCCAGUGAAUCGAAAUUUGAACCGAUACAGAGAUGUCAGCCCAUAUGAUCACAGUCGGGUAAAACUUGAAAACUCUGAAAAUGACUACAUCAAUGCAAGUUUAGUUGUGGUGGAGGAAGCCCAAAGAGCUUAUAUUCUAUCUCAGGGGCCUUUGAGGAAUACCUGUGGUCAUUUCUGGCUGAUGAUCUGGGAGCAGUGUACCAAAGCUGUUAUAAUGCUCAACAGAGUCAUAGAAAAGGGAUCAGAAAAGUGUGCACAGUACUGGCCCACCACAGAAGAGCAACAGAUGUCGUUCACAGACACGGGGUUUGUUGUGAGGCUAGUUUCGGAGGAGGAUCAGUCCUAUUAUAUAAUCCGAGUGCUAGAACUGCAAAACAUAAAGACAGGGGAGUCCAGGGAGAUCUACCACUUUCACUAUACCACAUGGCCUGACUUUGGUGUCCCAGAAUCCCCCGCCUCCUUCCUCAACUUCCUCUUCAAGGUUCGUGAGUCGGGCUCCUUGGGUCAGGAGCACGGGCCCUCUGUGGUGCACUGCAGCGCUGGGAUAGGACGCUCAGGGACCUUCUCCUUAGUGGACACCUGCCUCGUCCUGAUGGACAAGAGGAAGGAUCCAUCCUCAGUGAACAUCCAGAAGGUCCUAUUGGACAUGAGGGAAUACCGUAUGGGCCUGAUCCAGACCCCCGACCAGCUCCGCUUCUCCUACAUGGCUGUCAUUGAGGGAGCCAGGCUCAUCUCAACAGACAACUCGACACAGCAGAACAAGCGGCGAGUGGUGUUCAGAGAUGAGUCAGAGCCAGAUCUGCCCCCUCCACCGCCACCACCCAGACCUCACCUCAACGACAACAGGCCCAAUGGCCAGCCAGCACCCGGCCCGGAGCCGGAGCCUGCCUCAGGACAAAAUUGGUCAACAGGGGAACUGGCCGCCACACGCAGCCAAGACCACAACACGGCAGAGAAUGCUGGGCACUUACGAAAGCGGCACCGUGAGGAGAGGAUCGCCAGCACUGCACAGAAGGUGCAGCAGAUGAAACAGAGACUGAGCGACUCGGAGAGGAAAAGAGAAAACUGGCAGUACUGGAAGCCUGUUGUGCUCGGUGUAAGUGCCGGGACAGCCCUGGCUGCUGGACUGCUCGUGUGCUGGAUGUACUUCCAGUGAAAAACUCUUGGUCACUUAAACUGACUUUUAUUUUGCACCAGUACCUGGGAUUAGGUACUUCUUUAAGUAGGUUUAGAUGGUAAUUUGUUCAUAACUGGGGGUAUUUAUUUCUUAAGGUCAAAAUGCCAGAGCGCUAGAUCAAAUGAGUGUGUGUAUAUUUUUCAUGUAAGAUCUCAACAAAAAUAGUAACAUCUCAGGAUCUUGGUGCCAGCACGAUGAUUUUUUGAUUUCUUUUUUUUUUUUUUUUUCCCUUUGUCUCUAUUGAUGAAUGUACUGUAUCAUAACAACGCUUUUGGGGGGUGGGAAGGGGGGGUUGAAAAAAGAAAAAAACUUACUAAAGGUGCAGUACAAAGAAAAAGAAUAUUCUGACAAUUUUAUUUUUGCAUUCUUUAUUUGUAAACGUCAGAUGUUUAUCGAUCAUCUGUGGACAUGUUCUACAUUUUGCAUUUCACAUGGUGUGUGCUGACUUUUCAACAAGUUGAGACUCCAGAACCUAGAGGUCAACUACAAUACAGAUUUUUUUUUUCCUGUG
Messenger RNA from Myripristis murdjan (pinecone soldierfish), 1949 nucleotides. RefSeq names its product tyrosine-protein phosphatase non-receptor type 2-like. Lineage: Eukaryota; Metazoa; Chordata; Actinopteri; Holocentriformes; Holocentridae. The record is from RefSeq and is a predicted model, not a curated record. Bases 158 to 1417 code for a protein of 419 amino acids. Gene Ontology annotation, molecular function: non-membrane spanning protein tyrosine phosphatase activity; protein kinase binding. Gene Ontology annotation, cellular component: cytoplasm; nucleus. The transcript has 9 exons. Gene Ontology annotation, biological process: peptidyl-tyrosine dephosphorylation; negative regulation of receptor signaling pathway via JAK-STAT; negative regulation of ERK1 and ERK2 cascade.